AAUCAAAGCAACGGUAACAAGAGUUAUUUACAGGUGAUAUCACCGGAUCCAAAUUUACGGAUUGAUGAAGUUGGUGUACCAGUCCAAGUGGCACUCACAUUGACUUAUCCUGAAAUUGUUAAUGAGCACAACAUCGAACACAUGAAAAAGCUCAUACUUUCGGGACCUAACACUCAUCCUGGUGCGAACUACAUCAUCGAUCGUCUUUCGGGAACAAAACGACUACUCAAAUACGGUGACCGUGAAAGUUGUGCUAAAAACCUGAGAGUUGGUGAUAUAGUGGAACGUCACCUUGAUAAUGGUGAUUUUGUGCUGUUCAAUCGUCAACCGUCUCUCCACAAAGUCUCCAUAAUGUGUCAUCGGGUGAGAGUCAUGCCCGGAAGAACAUUCAGGUGA
Molecule: messenger RNA, 396 nt
Organism: Cooperia oncophora
Lineage: Eukaryota; Metazoa; Nematoda; Chromadorea; Rhabditida; Trichostrongylidae
Source: the annotation of a GenBank genome assembly